Fopius arisanus is the source of this 1785-nucleotide messenger RNA. Its product is annotated as insulin-like growth factor-binding protein complex acid labile subunit. The transcript has a single exon. Lineage: Eukaryota; Metazoa; Arthropoda; Insecta; Hymenoptera; Braconidae. The coding region runs from base 72 to 1394 and encodes 440 amino acids. Gene Ontology annotation, molecular function: protein binding. The record is from RefSeq and is a predicted model, not a curated record.
CAGCAGUCGUGUACCAGAUUUAAUUAAAGACGGAUAAAUAGUGAUUAGUGCGUCUGUACAUCAAUUGAGGCAUGAUUGCGGCUAUUAAAAUUACGGUACUCUUAUUCAUUUUGUCAGCUCAUGGAAAGGAUGACGACGACAAAAGACAGAAUUUUAAUAUCUGCCAAGAAUUCGGUGUCAUUACAAAUGUGACACAUAUCGACGAGACCGCUCCCAGCACAUACUUUAGUUUGAAAAUUAAUAACAACAUUUCGAUUAAUUCAAAAGCAUUGAGUAAGUUGAAUAUAACCCGCAUAGACAUCAAUCUCCGCACCGAUGGCUUAUAUGAUAGAUCGCCCAACUGUUCUCUAUCGCUGCAACCAGAUUCCUUUGAUGAUUUAUCCAGCUUAAUCAGUCUAUCAAUUAAAAACGCUAAUCUGAACUUCACUGGAAAUCCAUUAGCUCCCCUCAAAUCACUGACAAUGCUCAAGUUGAAAAGUUGUGGAAUCAAUGAUGUGCCAACGGAAAUAUUGUCGUCGUUGUCGAAUCUGCUAGAACUGUCAUUGGCAGAUAAUUAUAUACAAGUCAUUCAUUCCAAUGCAUUUCUAUCCAUGAAGAAUUUGCAGAACCUUGAUUUGAAUAGGAAUAAUAUCGGUAGUCUCGAGCCUGGCUGUUUCAAUGGACUGAGUGAACUGGAAAUAUUAAAUCUCAGUAUUAAUUCAAUCAAGGCCGUUCCCGGUAUAUUUCAGGGAUUAAAUCAUUUGAAAAAAUUAAUUUUGGUGAGCUCUUUCGGUGUCAAUGAGUUUCAGCCAAUAAUACUUCAAGAUGUGCCAGCUUUGAUCGAACUUCAAUUAGAUUGGAACAAGUUAAUGUCUUUAUCGAGCACAAUGUUUGAUAAUGUUCCCCGAUUGCACACACUCUCAUUGACCGCCAACUCUUUACGCACAAUUCCUCACGCUCUAUUUGAAAAGUUAAAAUCUUUGAGGGAACUUUAUUUGCAACAGAAUAUGAUUGAAACUAUUGAACCUAGAGCAUUCAAUGGAUUGAAUCUCACAACUUUGGACCUUUCGCUCAACGAUAUCCAACAAAUCUCUGCAGAGUCCUUCAAUGGGCUUACAAUCAAUACCUUGAUUCUCCACAAGAAUCAAAUUGAAGAGCUGCAAUCACAAGCUUUUAAUGGUUUAACUGCUAAUGAAAUGGAUCUCAGCCAGAAUUCUCUUCAAAAAAUUGGUGUUGAAGAUUUCCGCGGUGUGAAAUGUCGGCAGUUGGAUUUGACUAUGAAUCGGAUUGAAGAAAUCGCUUCGGGCGCAUUCGAUAAUAUCCAAGUUGAAAAACUUAUUCUCAAGAUGAAUCCGAUUAUUACUGAAGACAGAGCUACUUGGGGGAUUCCCACUUCAGUACAAAUUGAAGUUUAAAUGAAUAAACUUUUUUGGAAAUAUCUCAUUACAAAUUUCAUGCGAAAAAUUCGUUUCAGAAGCUUUGCAUUUUUUUUAUUAAAAAUAUAUAAAGUAGAGUUGAUAUGUUGAAUGGAAAAAUGCCGCUGAGGGUUGGCCAACCCUCGCGCAAACCACCCCUCAAUCUCUGAUUCGCAGGGUUGCUAUGGAUACGAUUCAGAUAUGGCUGGCACAGCGUUAUAAGGGCGUGGUGCACCAUCUUCGCCUGGGUGCAACAAUUAUACUCAACAAAAAAUAGUACAAUUAUGAAUUUUUAUUUGAUAAUUCGCCCAUGGCACCUCAUCAACACAUAUUCAAAUGUGGUUUCAUGGAAAGUCACUUGUAAUGAAUAAAUAAUUGAUUCACACUGAGA